CUGGUCAGCUGACCACCCUGCGACCAACCAGCGCGGGGCAAUGCACAGAGAUUUUUUAAAAAAAAACUACAAAUAAAGAGCCGUUGAAAUAAACCAUACACCAACAUUUGGAGUUAUAAUUAAUCGGAAAGUUUCCGUCGUAACUCGGGUUAAACUGGACACUAUCUGGUAACGAUCGACCGGAACACUGACGUGUCUUCGUCACUCCCCGGCUUGUCGCUAUGAGCUCCGCCGGAGCUCCGAGAGGCCUGGCCAGCUCCGGCCAGAAGCCCAUCACCGAGGUCAUUCACCCGCUGCUGCCCGCCGAAGAGGCCCCGACGUCGGCCACUGCACCGGACCCCGGAGAUGGAGAUGUGGAGGAGGCAGGGCUCACCAACAGUCCCACCUCCAAUGCUGAUGGCCAUGAAGACGGUAGCAUUGGCAGAGUAAGAGGAGGAGGAGGAGAAGAUGAAGAUGCCAUUGUCAGUGGUGAUGAAGACAAUGACGACCACUGCCACGGCGAACUCCAUGACCUCUUUGUUGCUGUGGACGACCCCAAGAAACAUGUCUCUGCCAUGGAGACGUACAUCACCUACCGUGUCUCUACCAGGACCAGCAGGGUGGAGUUUGACCUGCCAGAGUACUGCGUGCGCCGCCGCUACCAGGAUUUUGAUUGGCUGAGAGGCCGGCUCGAAGAGAGCCAGCCCACACACCUUGUCCCGCCGCUGCCAGAGAAGUUUGUGAUGAAGGGUGUGGUGGACCGUUUUUCUGAGGACUUUGUUGAAACCAGGAUGAAGGCGUUGGACCAGUUCCUGAGACGAGUGGCUGAACACCCACUGCUGUCCUUCAAUCCGCACCUCCUCCUCUUCCUCACUUCCAAAGACCUAAACAAGCGUCAGGGCCUGGCGCUACUGGCCAAGGUGGGUGAGUCAGUGAGACAGGCAGCUGUCGCCGGUGGUUACCGGCUGAGGUCACGACCUCCAGAGUUCACGGCCAUGAGCGACUACCUGGAUGCCUUCAGCCAGAAACUGGGAACACUGGACCGCAUCGCACAGAGGAUCCUUAGAGAACAGACAGAAUACCUGGCAGAAUUUAGGGAGUAUGGGGGCGUGUACUCGACGUGGGCAACCUCAGAAGUGGAGGGGCCAGAGCUCCGGCGGCCCCUGCAGGGCGUGGCUGGCUGUCUGGCUACCUGCUGUGCAGCGCUUGAGGACCUAAGUGAGAGCACCAGUCGAGAAUUCCUCCCGGUGCUGCGCGAGUACAUCCUGUAUGCCGACGCCAUGAAGAGCGUCUUGAAGAGGCGGGAUCAGAGCCAGGCGGAGUAUGAGGUCCGACUGGAGGCAGCCUUCUUGCGCAAACAGGAAGAUGGGACACCGCAGGUUCCACUAGAGGUGGAGCGGUGUCAGGAUCGCGCCGAGUGCUUCAAUGCAGACCUGAAGGCCGACUGGGAGCGCUGGAACACCGACAAGAGACGUGAUUUCAGGAGGCUGCUGGCAUCUGCUGCCAACCGCAAUGUCCAAUACUACGAGAAGUGCCAGGCAUCUUGGGAGUCUCUCAUUGCUCUGCUUCAACACCGGCCACUAGAGGAGCGGUUGAAUGGCACAAAUUGAGACCCUCUCUCUCUCUCUCUCUCUCUCUCUCUCUCUCUCUCUCUCUCUCUCUCUCUCUCUCUCUCUCUCUCUCCCUCUCUCUCUCUGUCUAAUUACCCAUGAUGCACUCUUGUUGGGAGGUAAGAAGGAUUAGAGCGAUGACUUAGAAAAGGAGUUGGAGCCAGAGAGACUCUAUUAAU
Molecule: messenger RNA, 1768 nt
Organism: Lampris incognitus (smalleye Pacific opah)
Lineage: Eukaryota; Metazoa; Chordata; Actinopteri; Lampriformes; Lampridae
Gene: snx30
Product: sorting nexin family member 30
Exons: 9
Coding region: 222-1589 (455 amino acids)
Molecular function (GO): phosphatidylinositol binding
Source: RefSeq, a predicted model, not a curated record